This is a messenger RNA of Malus domestica (apple), 4760 nucleotides long. Lineage: Eukaryota; Viridiplantae; Streptophyta; Magnoliopsida; Rosales; Rosaceae. The record is from RefSeq and is a predicted model, not a curated record.
GCAUGGAGAUUGUUAGUCUAAUUGUCGGAAUAGUUGACAAGUAUGCAGUUGAACCAGUUAUACGCCAAGUGGGUUACCUAACUCACUGCAGAAGCAAACUUGACAAACUACGGACUCAAGUGAACGAAUUAAGUGCCGCUAGAGAGGGGCUAGCGCUUGAGGUUGUUCGAGCUGAAGAAAGAGGUGAAAAAAUCCGAACUGACGUCCAGAACUGGCGGAAAGACGCGGAUAAGAUCACCGAGGUGGCGAACGAAUUAUGGAAGCCUGAUACGCAAGCAAAGAUGAGCUGUCUCCGUGGGGUUUGUCCAAACCCGGUGCUCCGUUACAAGCUAGGCAGGAGAUCAACAAAGUUGAAGCAGGCGGUUGUUGAACUCUACGCAAAAAAAGAUUUCGCUAUAAUUUCGGACAAUGUCCGCCCACAAGAUGUAUCCGUGGUAUCUGACAAACAUUAUGAGCCAUUUGAUUCGAGGACUUUAACUGUCAAGAAGAUCAUGGAUGAACUGAGAAUUCCUAAUACCGACCUGAUUUUGGUGUAUGGUAUUGGAGGCGUGGGGAAGACCACACUGGUUGAAGAGGUCCUUAGGCAAGCUGUAAAAGAAAAGUUAUUUGCUGAUGCGGUUAUGGUAAGAAGUGUGCAAAAUCCGGACCCUGAAGGAAUUCAAAAAGAAAUUGCCAUAAAAUUGGGUAUGGAAGUUAAAGAAAGCGAAACUAUGUCAAUAAGAGCACCUCGUCUAUGUGACAGGGUAAAAGACAAGAAAGUUCUUGUAAUUUUAGACAACAUUUGGGAAAGCAUUGACUUGGAGGCGGUAGGACUUCCUUGUCUGCCGAAUUGUAGAAUACUUUUGACAUCCAGAACUCGAAAACUGCUAUCCUCAGAGAAGCGGUUGCAAAAAGACUUUGAGCUUCGAGUUUUAAACGAGAAAGAAGCUUGGCGUUUAUUUGAGACGAAAGCAGGUGAUGUUGUUAAAAAUCCCGACAUACGAACUGUGGCAACCGAUGUAGCCAAAAAAUGCGGAGGUUUGCCACUUUUGGUUGUCACAGUCGCAAGCUCUUUAAGAAAUAGAAGUACUUUACCAGUAUGGAAGAAUGCCUUCAGUCGCCUAAAAGUGUUUGACAACGAAGACUCAGCCGGACAAGAAGCAUACUGGGCCUUAGAGUGGAGUUACAAUCAAUUGGAUGAUCAAAAGCUGAAGUCACUAUUCUUGAUCUGUGGAAUUGUGGUAAAUCGUUGGGGACACGCUCGUCUGACAGACUUGUUGAAAUAUACAAUUGGUUUGGGUUUGUUUAAGAACAUCGAUUCAGUGGAGGACGCACGAUAUGCAUUGCACACGUGGAUUGAAGAGCUGAAAGAUGCUGGUCUGUUACUCGACUCCGAGGACAAAACAUCAAUCACGAUGCAUGAUUUGUUAUGUGAUGUUGCCAUCUCGAUUGCAUCCAAAGGCCACCGUGCCUUAAUAAGAGCAAAAGGAGUCUUGAAGGAAUGGCCAAACAAUAAGGAAUUUUCUGAAAAUUGCACAAUUAUCUCUUUGUCUUGCACAAACAUCCUUACGCUUCCUGAAGUUUUGAAAUGCCAACAACUGGAGUUUUUUCAUUUGUACUUUAAUGGUGACUUGCUUGAAAUCCCAGGUAACUUCUUUGAGGAGAUGAAAGAGCUUAAAGUUAUGGAUUUAACCAAUGCGCAUAUUUCGUCGCUGUCUCCGUCUCUUCAUCUCCUACAAAAUCUUCGGACACUGUGUUUGGAUCAUUGCGUGUUGGAAGACAUAGCUCUAGUCGGACAGCUAUCGCAACUAGAAAUUCUCAGCUUUAUAAAUUCCGAGUUAGAUUUGCCUGAAGAAAUAGGGAAAUUGACUCGUCUUCGACUGCUGGAUUUAAGCCGCUGCUCUGAACUCAAAGUGAUUUCACCUAAUGUUAUAUCACGUUUGACAAGUCUAGAAGACUUGAGAAUGGAAAAUAGCUUCAACGGAUGGGUGCCCGAAGGAGUAAGCGGAGAAAGAAGUAAUGCUAGCCUUUCAGAACUGAAGGACUUGCCUCAUUUAGCUGCACUAAGUAUACAUGUUCCAGAUGCUGGCAGUAUUCCGACGGACUUGUUCACUGACAAGUUAAAAAGAUACCAAAUAUUAAUCGGCACUCGUAGGCGGAAAUGGUACGAUGUGGAUGAAACCCUCAACACAUUGAAGCUAAAGCUCCCAACUGGCUGUGAAUUGGACCAUGGUCUAGAAAUGUUGUUGAAGGGAUCAUGUGAAGAUUUGUAUUUGGAUGGGUCGGCGGGAGCGGAUAAUGUUGUGCACCACUCAGGUAGUGAAGAUUUUCAACAACUCAAGCAUCUCCACGUCGAAUACAAUGCCCAAUUUACACAUAUCAUUACUGAAGAGGUUGUGUUGCCCAACUUAACAAGCUUGAUGGCGUGUCAUUGUAAUAGUUUAACUUUUGCGUUAUCGUCUUCCAUGGCUAGAAAUCUUGUACAACUUCGAAAACUUAAGAUAACCAGAUGUGAAUCAAUGGAAGAGAUAGUUUCGACAAAAGAAUACGGUGAAGAAAAAACAGAUGGCAUGUUUUGUAAGCUACAACAUCUGGAGCUAGGAGAUCUUCCAAAACUCUCUAGAUUCUGCUCAGCAAGCUGCGAUGUCCAGUUUCCGUCUUUGGAGAGUUUGGAAAUUCAUAAUUGUGAAGAACUGAAGGGAUUUGUCUUUGAUCCUAAACCUGAGACCGAAGAAGUAUACUUUCUUUUUGACGACAAGGUUGUGUUGCCCAACUUAACAAGCCUGGAGGUGCAUGGUUGUCAUCUUUUAACUUUUGUGUUAUCGUCUUCCAUGGCUAGAAAUCUUGUACAACUUCAAAAACUUGAGAUAACCAUAUGUGUAUCAAUGGAAGAGAUAGUUUCGACAAAAGAAAAUGGUGAAGAAAAAACAGAUGUCAUGUUUUGUAAGCUACAACAUUUGGAGCUAGAAUAUCUUCCAAAACUCUCUAGAUUCUGCUCAGCAAGCUGUAAUGUCCAGUUUCCGUCUUUGGAGAGUUUGAAACUUUUUGAGUGUGGAGAACUGAAGGGAUUUGUCUUUGAUCCUAAACCUGAGACUGAAGAAGUAUACUUUCUUUUUGACGACAAGGUAGGCUUUCCAAAGUUGGAGAAAUUGUCCAUCUGCGGGCUAUCUAUUUCGACUACAGUAUGGCACAACAAACUUGAUCCAGGCUCUUUCUACAAACUUAGAGAUGUUGACGUUCAUCUCUGCGGUAGACUAAUAAGCAUCAUUACACCUAGUAUUGCAGGGAGAUUGAAUGCUUUAAGAAGAUUAUCGAUAAGUGGGUGCAAUCGUUUAGAGGUGGUUUUUGAGAUCAAAGAAACACCAGACACGUCUACGACUCAGUUGAAAAUGUCUGGUUGUGAAAAUCUAGAUUCAGUAUUGAUAAACGAGUGUGAGAAAUUGAAAUAUAUUUUUCCAUGCUCAAUGGCUAGAGGUCUUCAGCAACUACGAGUCCUGAGAGUGGAUGGUUGUGAUGGAAUGGAGGAAAUCGUUUCCAAGGAAGAGGGACUAGAAAUGAUGCCUAAGUUUGUGUUUCCAAAAGCAACAAAUAUUGAAUUUGAAUAUCUAACCCAACUUAAGAGCUUCUAUCCAGGAAUCCAUGCUUCCGAAUGGCCGCUGCUCGAAAAAGUGACGGUGAAGGGAUGCGGGAAAUUGGAUAUUUUUGCCACUGAAAUUUCAAGUUUCCAGAAGCAUGAGUUUGGCGGUCUUUACACUCCAAUUAAACACUCUCUCUUCUUAAUUGACAAGGAUGUAUCAUUCCCCAACUUGGAAACGAUGGCCUUAGACAGAGACAUGGAGAUAUGGUGCGGUCCAUCCACAUCACAGUUGUUUAGGAAACUAAAAUCGUUGACGUUUGCGCGGGGCCAGAAAGUUUCUUUAUUUGAGAAUAAUGUAAAUCCAGAUGCGUCCUUCCCACAUAUAAGUGUUUUGAAGCUUUACGGAAUGUGGAAGUUGAUGUAUCUAGGCAACGAGAAUUUCCCAGGGGCAGGCCCAGUUUUUCCAAACUUGGAAGUUCUACGAGUGAUGGAAUGUCCAGAAUUGAAGGAGAUAGGGUCAUCUGCUAUUCCCUUCCAGAAUUUAACAACUUUGGAAGUAUAUGGAUGUCACAGCUUGAAAUAUUUAGCAACAUAUACGAUAGCCAAAACUUUAAAGCGGCUAAGAAAAAUGACGGUUUGGCGUUGUGAAAGAAUGACAGAAAUAGGGGCAACGACAUCAGAUGGAGAUGAUGCAGGAAAUGACGGUGAGAUUUCUUUUUGCCAGUUGCAAAGUUUGGACCUUUGCCGUCUACCAAGUCUGCAAGAUUUCUUCUCUGGAAAUUGCAUUGUCAAAUUCCCAUCCUUGAAAACUGUAAAUAUAUAUGAAUGCCCUAAGUUGAAGAUCAACAGCUCUGAGUGGAAGAGUUCCCCAGAACUACAAGGAGUGCAUUUAACAGAGAAUGAACCAGAAUCUUAUUGGUGGCGUUUGUGAUGGUUUUUACUGUAAAUAUAUAUGAAUGCCCUAAGUUGAUGAUUUUUACUGUAGUGUUGGUGAUGGUGAUGAUGUUAAUGAUGACGGAAGCUAUGAUGAUUCUGACAAAAAGAGCGAAGGUGGUGGUCGUGGUGGUAGUCAUGGCAAAACUACACAACAUAUAUAAAGAAUUAACAACUUUGCUGCAUAGUUAGUUCUCUUGUUAACAUGUUUGUUAUUUCUGUGUGUAAUGGCUUUGGGUUUUAAUGAAGACAAUUUUCUGCCCAUUUUAAA